CUUUCAUACGGUUGGUUUUUGCGAUUGCAUCCCGCUCCCGAAUACCACAGGGCAGGCACGACGAGGACGAACGCUCAGCCUGAUGCGUCCAAUCAUGCUUCUAGAGCCAUUGCUGAUACUGGCGCUGCUGGGCGGCACCCUGGCGUUGAACGCAUGCGACGUGUGCGAGUGCAUUGGUUCGCAAAUCACCAAUUGCCAGCUCAGCCUGCAAUCUGUCCCAUCCGUUUACCCAACCCAUGCGAUUUUCACCUUAAAUCUGAGCAACACUCUGAUUACAUCCAUCCCGAGCAAUGCCUUUCGCGACUUGACCAUGCUCCAAGCCUUGUAUUUGGGGAACACGUCCAUCACUUCCGUCCCAAGCGACGCCUUUGCCAGUCUGAGCACGCUGCGAAUUCUAUACUUGAGCAAGAAUGCGAUUACCGCGAUUCCAAGCUUCCACUUGCACACGCCUCUUUUGAGCACCUUAAAUUUGGCAGACACCAACAUCACAACCAUCCCAAGCAACGCAUUCAGCACGUUGACCGGUCUGCGUAGCUUAUCUCUCCCAUCAACCAUUCAGGUCAUUGAACGGGAUGCUUUCGUCGGACCCUGUUUAGAAUCACUGUCGAUGGGGUUUGUUCCAUGUGCAACGCUUGAUGCGCAAGCGUUCAGCAAUUUGUCUGGUCUCACCUGGCUAUCUCUUCCCGUGGUCGAGUUGAAUGCAAGGACUGAUCAGCUGUUCCAGGCGCUAACCGACCUUCGAUGGCUGUCUCUCGGGCGGUCGCAUCAUCCCGCAGAUAAUGAUUCGCCUCUCACGUCGAUUCCGCCUGGUGCCUUCCUGCACCUCACGACCGGAAUCAAAUCCAUAAAUCUGAAAAAUAGUCAAGUCUCCAGCAUUGCGGACAAUGCAUUCGAGACCCUUACCUCAUUGACGAGCUUGGACAUUUCCAACACUCGACUGACUUCAAUAUCUGGCUCCACGUUUGCUGGCCUCUCAGCUUUGCCCAAAUUAUAUCUCGCUGGCAAUCCGAUUGAAAGUAUAUCCGAUCAUGCAUUUUCCCACCUUGGCGCGGUGACUGAACUCUCGCUUUCUUAUCGACCAAACGCGACUGUUGGUCCUCUGGCUUUUAAUGGCAUUACACCAAUGCUUCGCACAUUGAAACUGCCCAUCUCAGAGCUCAAUUCGCUUUCGAGCCAGCUUUUUGCGGCGGUUCCUCGGCUAGAAUUGCUGGAUUUGUCAAGUUCUCCUUUAACAUUGAUUCCGACCGGCGCAUUCACCUACUUGAGCGCGCUUUCUGAACUCGAUGCAGCCAACGCUCAAAUCUCAAAUGUGGCUCCAAAUGCAUUUUCCGGGCUCGAGUCCUUGCGCAAACUGAGCUUGUACGGGAAUCCGCUCUCGACACUUCCAAGUCACACGUAUGCCGGUCUUGGUGCUCUGAAUACCCUUUAUUUCGGUGGCAAACACCCGAUCUGGAGUGUGCAGAGCAACGCCUUUGCCCAGCUUCCAGCCCUUCGCACGUUGUCAUUGUCACUCAUGCCAAAUACGACUAUUGCUCCGGACGCAUUUGUGGGCUUGCAAGGUGUGACAAUGCUAUCGCUUUGGAUCCCAAGCCUUGGUUUGGUUUCAGACCAAUUAUUUGCCGCAACUCCGUCUUUGAGUACCCUAUAUGUCUACUUUUUGACGUCCCUACCCGCUGCUGGCUUUGCGAAUCUGCCCAGAUUAAAGACCUUGAAAAUCAUCGACAGCUUCUCUCAGUUGUCGGAAAAAAUUUCGGAGAGCGCGUUGCAAGGCCUGACUUCAUUGGAGACAUUGACACUGGAAGCUCAAACCAAAAUUCCCUCUAAAUUGAUCGAUGGGCUCCCUGCGCUGCAACACUUAUCCUUGGUGGUACGCUCAGCCCCAAUCUCCACGAGCGCCAUUGCAAACUUGCCGUCUUUGACUAGCCUAAGCGUGGAUGGAUCCGUCUCCAAGUUGGAUUCGUCCUUUGCCAAUCUUCCAACGCUUACUUCCUUGACAUUGUUGGGAAUCGCGCCGGAUACCGUUGUUGAUCCCCAUGCUUUUGGUGGACUGCCUCGACUCUCUGAACUCGAGCUUGUCAUUGACCAGUUUUCGCCCGCCACCACGCAAGUGUUUGCCCAACUUUCCAAUCUUUUGAACCUGAAGGUCAAAGUGGCUACUGCAAGUGUCGUCCCUUCGCAUGCAUUUGCCGGUCUUGCCAGUCUCGAAUCCUUGUCAAUCAGAAGUCGGAAUAGCAGAGGGUACUAUUCGUCCAUCACCACCAUCUCUAGUCAAGCUUUAUCUGGGCUGACGCAGUUGACCACGUUUUCUUUGACGAGAAAUCACGCGUUGAAUGCUGUUCCAGCAUCGCUAUUUCAUGGAUUGACAAAGCUGCGUCGUGUUGACCUGUCUGAGAACGCUCUGGUCACGUUGCCUCCGGGGUUGUUUCAAGGGCUGACGAUGCUGAAGGUCGUUCACUUGGAACCCAAUUUGCUGUCUAGUUCUGAAGCGCCUCCUAGUACCUACUCUUACGUUCAAGCGGGAUACACUGGACUGAUGGAGUGCCAUUUCGCGUGUGCUACCUGUUAUGGCGCUGGUCCCGGCUCUUGCUGUAGCGCACAUUGCUUGCGCUGCGAUUCUUCUACGAAUUGCACAGAAUGCUACUCUGGGUUUGUUUUGCAUGCGGGGGUGUGCACCACGAGCGACUCGCGCGCAGAAUUGUAGUGUUUUGUGUUUGAGAUGCUGCGUCUGAAGUGCUGUUGCCGCCUCUCACUUUGUCAAUAUUAAUGUGCAAUGAAAUGCAAUCCACGCUCUCCGUGUCUGUC
This is a messenger RNA of Capsaspora owczarzaki ATCC 30864, 2802 nucleotides long. RefSeq lists its product as hypothetical. Bases 83 to 2701 code for a protein of 872 amino acids. NCBI's taxonomy places the organism in Eukaryota, Filasterea, Ministeriida, Capsasporidae. Gene Ontology annotation, molecular function: protein binding. The record is from RefSeq and is a predicted model, not a curated record. The transcript is spliced from 32 exons.